GCAUCUCCCGACAAGCCCCCAAGCCAUUGACUCCCUCCUCCCUUGAAAAAUUGGUAAGAUUUUGAUGAAAUUCCUUUCCUUUUCUUGUUAAAUAACAAGAUUUUUGAACCUAGGACUCUCUCUAAAGCCAAGAAAUUCCAGAUCUAUUGCUGUUCUUCUCCUCUGUCCGCUGUCAUUGUUGGUGGGUGUGAAAUUUCGGGUUUUUGGUUCCCGCGAGUCCCCUGCACUGCCACCGGCUCUUCCCCCAAACUGCAGUCUGGUUUUUGCUGGGAAAAUUCUGGUAUGUUGACAGCCCCUCCAAGCCCCGAAUUUGUCCAUUUAUUUGCUGCCUUGUGUGUCCGAAAAUCUGCUGGAAAUAGGGGAAGAAAUUAGCAGCCUUUAAACGUGUUUUUUUUAGGCUUAGUUCAUGUAGAAAUAAACCUGUUUUGGCUUGAAAUUUAGCUGCUAUUCUGCGUGAAAAUCCUGCUGUUUUGCCAAAUAUUUUACUGUUCACGCGUACCAGUUACUGUUCAUGUAGAAAAUUCUGCAAUUUGCUACUAUUUUCUGCUCCUUUUCAGUUCCUGAUUGUUUUGUCAGUUUAGCACUGAGAUCGAGUCUUCGGUUUUAUGUGAGUGAGGUAAGUAAAUUUAUGGUAAUGCCUGUACAGUUUUUAAAAGCAUGUUUUGACUUGUUUUUGAAGUGGUGGUGGGACUAAGCCCGUUUUAUGCAAAAGUAAGUAUGAUUGAUUUGAAGUGAAAUUUUUAUACUUUUCAUUAAAUUGAGCAUGCCUACUUGAAAUUUAAUUGAUUGUCCUGAUGAUUUGAAAGUGAUUGGUGAAUUAUGAUUUUUCUGUUAACUUCUGUAUGUUUUGUCUCCGAUGUGGUCAUGUUGUUAGUGACCUUGCUAGUGGGGGUUAAACGCUAGCACAUGUCGACAUGUUUACUGAUACGAUUGAGGAGACAUCCAUUUCAUUUUCGCACUGUAACCGUUUUCGUGAUUAUACUGAAAGCGAAAUUGAGGACAGCGAAAUUGAGGACGGGGAAAAACGAGAGGAGUGACGAGUUAGAAGGACCAUCUCACGAGUGCACGGCGUUUGUUACGCCUUGGAUUUGGGUUCUCGGACGUGACAAGUUGUGAAGUAAUAUUAAAUGAUUUUAAUGUUUAAUUUAAAAUUAUUAAUUUUUGUAAAUAUUGUCUAAGUUGUUAGUUACGUAGCUAUGUCAACUGAGGUUUAAUUGAUCAUAGGCGUGAAAGACAUCAAAAGAUAACAAAGAAAUAUGAUAUUUGGAGGUGCCUUAUGUAGUCAAAGUGUCAAUACCCCAAUGAUAGUGUCGACAUGUACUCUUAUGCUCAAUUAGCUUGUAAUUUCAACUUGCAACUUCAAAUAUCU
Messenger RNA from Rubroshorea leprosula, 1369 nucleotides. The record is from the annotation of a GenBank genome assembly. Lineage: Eukaryota; Viridiplantae; Streptophyta; Magnoliopsida; Malvales; Dipterocarpaceae.